Messenger RNA from Aspergillus aculeatinus CBS 121060, 939 nucleotides. RefSeq lists its product as uncharacterized. The record is from RefSeq and is a predicted model, not a curated record. Bases 1 to 939 code for a protein of 312 amino acids. Lineage: Eukaryota; Fungi; Ascomycota; Eurotiomycetes; Eurotiales; Aspergillaceae. The transcript has a single exon.
AUGGACAUCACCCCCAUCCACCCGAACCUCACCCACCUCGCGACCCUGUCACAUCGCGCCCGCCAACGAAGCGAAGCCCGCAUCAGCUGGGCCUAUAUCAGCGACAUGCCCGCGGACGUGGUCUGCGGGCUGUGCGGGGAGCACGAGCACCUGUGCGCGGACACGCGGUUCUGGCGGUGUCCGAUGGCGGCGUGCGGGCACAGCGCCUGGCACGAUAGCUGCCUGGACGGGAUGUUUGAGCGGGAGGCGGCGGCGGGGCGCGCGCUGGCGUUCGGGUGUCCGGCCUGCGGGACGGGGUGGUGGCUGCGCAGUGAGAUGAGUGCGGAGGGGGCGCAGCUGCGCGAGGCGUGGCAGGAGAUGCAGAUGUUGAUGCUGUUGCGGGGGGUGGAGGAGAUGGAGGGGUGGAGUGGGCUGGGUUUGCAGCUGGGUGGGCUGGAGGGUGGGCUGGAGCUGGACCGGCAGGAGCUGGGUGGGCAGCAGCAGGGUAUCCAGCAGCUGGCUUUGGAGCAGGAGCGUCAUCUCAGCCACCUCUACGAGGAGUACAAGCUCAAGAAGCAGCUGAGGCAGCAGCAGGCGUUGGCGGAGGAGGGCCACCUCCGCGAGGCUCCCAAGCAGUAUCUGCGGAAGGAGCAGCGGGCUUUGGAGCAGCGGGGCUUGGAGCAGCAGGGGUUAGAGGAGGAGCAGCAUCACCCUCACCAGCUCUACCAGCAAUAUCAGCAGCAGCAACAGCAACAGCAACAGCAGCAACAGCAGGGUUCAGAGCAGCAGCAUCGUACCGACCAGCUCUACCAGCAGUACCAGCAGGGCUUAGAGCAGCAGGACCUAGAGCGACAGUAUCACACCCACCAGCUCUACCAUCUAAAGCAGCAACAGCAGCAACAGCUACAGCAGAGUUUGAUGCCGCUGCUACAGCCAGACAUAAUGGGUGAAGACACCUGA